CUUCCAUUUCUCCUCCUUCCUCUCUCAGGGGGGCAUGUUACCAUCACUGACCUGCCCCUGGCCCUAGACCAGAUCCAGGCCAACGUCCAGGCCAACGUGCCGGCCGGAUGCCGGGCCCAGGUCUGCGCCCUGUCCUGGGGGGUUGACCAGCACGUCUUCCCUGGAGACUAUGACCUGGUGCUGGGGGCUGAUAUCGUGUACCUGGAGCCCACCUUCCCGCUGCUGCUGGGGACCCUGCAGCACCUGUGCGGGCCCCGGGGCACCGUCUAUCUGGCCUCCAAGAUGCGAGAGGAGCAUGGCACACAAAGCUUCUUUCAGCACCUCCUGCCCCAGCAUUUCCAAGUGGAGCUGGCCCAGCGGGACGAGGAGGAGAACGUCAACAUCUAUAGGGCCAGGCACAGGGAGCUGAGACCUGCUUGACGUCGCCGUCAGCGCUUCCGGACCCCUGUCCCCCUGAGGGGAGCGUCCUGUCUCCAAAAGAAAACGCAGGACAAGAAGGAUGGAUUUCCCUGGUCUCUCUCUUUCCGCCUUUUUGGCCUCCUCCCCCCGAGCCCUCCUCGCUUGGGCAGGAGGGUGGCACCCACUUGCCCGAGAACGCUGGCAGCUGUGGAUUAGAGCACAAAGGAAGGUGGAGGGCACCCAGAGUUUUUAGGGAUGGGGAGGUCAGAGCGGCGGUGGGGCAAGGCCGUCACCGGGCACUUCCAUGCUGCUCUGUUCAGCUCCCACCGUGGGGUUUGUUCUUGGGUGUGCACCAGGUUCUAACGGGCUUCUUUUUAAGGGGAAGAAAUUGGCAUUGGAAAUCGCACUGAGGAGGAAGGCCACCUCCUAGCGCCCGGGUCCGCUGGGCCCAGCUCUGCCCCGGCUUGGAGUCCUGCGCCACACGACUGGGCUCUUCUCUUGCGCUCUGCUCUUCGGUUGUCUGUCUCGAGCCCUGUGGGCACUUCCUUCCUGGUGGGUUUGCCUCGGGGCCUCACUCUUCCUACAGGGGAGGAACCCUGGCUCCCUGGGAGAGCCGCUGCAGCCGCGUUGCAGACUCUUCCGCUCAGUCAGAGCUUCUGAUGAGCUGAUGAGCUUCUGCGCCGCGGUGCCACCGGCCCACCCCGUGGGACCCCUCCUGCUCUUCCUCUCCAGCUGGCUUCUGUAUGUGCUGCAGCCCCUGGCCAGUCUGUGCCACGAGCCCUGACUUCUUUCUUUCUUCAUCCCUCCUGAUGGUCCCCUUUCUGGAAGGGGCUGUUUCACCUGUCAAAAUCUUCACUGCGCUUUGCCUCUUCCCUGAACUUCCUGCGUGGAUGUGAUUUCUUUCUCCCUUAAGAUGGUUUGUCCAUCUUCUGGGACUUACCUGUCUUGUGUGGCCCUUUGUAUGCUCCUUAUUUUUCUCCCCGUUCCGUUAUCUUGGAGAAUAGAGCUGUCGUUCACUGGUCUCUGAUUCCCGGACCGAGGGCCGUUCCUGGCAGUCAGUGGAUGCACUUGGCUUGUCCAGCAAAUACUUACUUGGCUUGUUGAAGGGACUCCAUCCCUGCCUCUCUAGGCGGCCUUGUCCAAUUUCUGGCCUUGUCCAAUUUCUGAAUCCACCUUUCUACCUCACCAGUUUGUCCUGAGUCAGAUGGAUAAAGAAUAUGAGAGCAUUGGAAAUAAACUGUUACCAGCUGU
Condylura cristata (star-nosed mole) is the source of this 1650-nucleotide messenger RNA. It is a transcript of the gene EEF1AKMT3, whose product is annotated as methyltransferase like 21B. The annotation marks the transcript as partial. NCBI's taxonomy places the organism in Eukaryota, Metazoa, Chordata, Mammalia, Eulipotyphla, Talpidae. Gene Ontology annotation, biological process: peptidyl-lysine methylation. Gene Ontology annotation, molecular function: protein-lysine N-methyltransferase activity. The transcript has a single exon. Gene Ontology annotation, cellular component: cytosol; cytoplasm. The record is from RefSeq and is a predicted model, not a curated record.